UCCUCUCCAUAACUCCUCUGUUUCUUAUUGCCAACCGCCAUUGGAGACCAUCACAAAAGCUUCAAGAUUAUGCAACACCCUCCCGGCAAACCCGCCAUCGAUGACGGGACCGCGGUCACGCGGUCCGGUCAGAGCGUUUUCAUGUCGGUUUACAAGACCCGAGUCGCCGAUCAGUGUUGGUUGAUCACCGUCACUUGGUGCAAGAACAUGUUGCUUCACGGGCUAUCGGUGUCGGUCGACCGACCGCACGCCGAGACCACGUGCAAGGUCGAGCUGAAACCGUGGUAUUUCUGGCGGAAACAAGGCUCCAAGAGGUUUGUGUCGGAUGGUAAGGCGAUCGAUGUUUUCUGGGACCUGAAAGCGGCCAAGUUUCACGGGGAAACGGAGCCGAGCUCGGAGUAUUACGUGGCGGUCGUUUGCGACGAAGAAGUGGUUCUCUUACUCGGGGAUUUGAAGAAAGAUGCUUAUAGAAAAACCGGUUGCAGGCCGGCUUUGAUCGAUCCGAUUUUGGUAUCGAGAAAAGAACAUGUUUUCGGGAAAAAGAAGUUUGUAACGAGAAUCAAGUUUCACGAAACGGGUCGGUUUCACGAGAUAUCGAUUGAGUCGAAGAACACGAACACCGAACACGGGGCGGAUUCCGAGAUGGAGAUAAGAAUCGAUGGGCAUUUAAUGGUUCAUGUGAAGCAUCUUCAAUGGAAAUUUAGAGGUAAUGAAUCCAUUAACUUCAAGAAAGUGAAGAUUGAAGUUUAUUGGGAUGUUCAUGAUUGGCUUUUUAGUCCUGGUUUAAGGCAUGCAUUGUUUAUAAUCAAUUCAACGGCUCCGGUGGUGGUGCCGCCAACGUCGACACCAUCGUCGUUGGCGGCAGGGGGUUGUGGUUCGUCGGAAGGGUUUAACCCAAAUGGGUUCUAUGAGUUUUGCCUCUUUCUUUAUGCUUGGAAGGUCGAAUGACAUCCAAAUCAACAUUACUUGUCACUUCUCUGUUUUACUUCAAACGAUGUCUGUUUGUAUCUACAUUCGAACUUACCGAAGCCUGUCCAUGGUUAGUUAAAAGACGUUACGUUUUACGUGUU
Messenger RNA from Cynara cardunculus var. scolymus (artichoke), 1070 nucleotides. RefSeq lists its product as uncharacterized. The transcript has a single exon. The coding region runs from base 70 to 948 and encodes 292 amino acids. Lineage: Eukaryota; Viridiplantae; Streptophyta; Magnoliopsida; Asterales; Asteraceae. The record is from RefSeq and is a predicted model, not a curated record.